Penicillium olsonii is the source of this 1227-nucleotide messenger RNA. NCBI's taxonomy places the organism in Eukaryota, Fungi, Ascomycota, Eurotiomycetes, Eurotiales, Aspergillaceae. The record is from the annotation of a GenBank genome assembly.
AUGACGUCUCCCGAGUACGCCAGCCACUUUUCUCUAGCAAAUAUCCCAUUUGGGGUGGCAUCGUCGCCCAAACAUGUCAUCCAAUGCGCAACUCGACUCGAGAACACGGUCGUGUUUCUCGGUGUUUUGCAACAAGCCGGUUAUUUUGAUGGGCUCCCUGGGCUGCCGAGUGACAUUUUCAGCCAGUCGACACUGAAUGAAUUCGCUGCACUCGACAAAUCGAUCCAACGUGGAGUUCGAGCGAGGUUGCAAGACCAAUUAAACAAGGAACUACCAUCUGGCAGUACCGAAGAAAUCAGUGCAGUCACUAUGCACAUGCCAGUCUCUGUGGGUGGGUUCACGGACUUUUCAUGCAGUCUUCAUCAUGUCCGGAAUGCGGGCCGAGCAAUCCUCAACGACGAAACACCACCUCCAGGCUUCUUCAACUUCCCAAUUGGAUAUAAUGGACGUGCCAGUACUGUGGUUGUGUCAGGGACGCCGAUUAUUCGCCCGAAAGGCCACAUCGCAGAUCGAACUGCCACCACUGAGAAGAAGCCGAUUUCUUUCGGUCCUUCGAAAGCAAUGGACUACGAGCUCGAGGUUGGGGUUAUUGUGGGGAAACCAGUUCCACGAGACAAUGGGGUGAAUGCCAUCGAUGCGGACGAACAUAUUUUCGGAAUGGUCAUCUUGAACGAUUGGAGCGCCCGAGACAUACAGGGAUGUGAAAUGGUGCCUCUCGGUCCCUUGAAUGGAAAAGCAUUUGGGACAAGUAUUUCGCCAUGGAUUGUGACUCUGGAUGCUCUGCAAUCGUUUAAAGCUCCGGGCCCAACACACAAGACCAUCCUUGCCAAUCACUUGGAGGACAUUGCAUCGGCCGAGUCAAGUUACAACAUCAGUCUGAAAGUGGAGCUCAUGGCCAACGGGCAAAUCGAGUUGCUGAGCCAAUCUAACGUCAGAGAUCUGCAUUGGAGUGGUCGACAAAUGAUCGCCCACGUAGCUAGUUGCGGCUCAGAUCUGAGGACUGGUGAUAUCCUGGGCACGGGAACGGUCAGUGGGCCAGAGCAAGGUAGCUAUGGCUGUCUGCUUGAGCUGACCAACGGAGGGAAGGAGCCAAUUGUGUUGGAGAGUGGCCUGAAGAGAGUUUUCCUGGAAGACGGAGAUGUGAUUCAGAUGACUGGUAUCGCUGGCAAAGACGGCUCUGGGGUUGGGUUUGGCGAAUGUGUAGGUCAAUUGUUGCCAGUGCUCUAA